Rhizoctonia solani is the source of this 375-nucleotide messenger RNA. RefSeq lists its product as uncharacterized. The transcript is spliced from 4 exons. The coding region runs from base 1 to 375 and encodes 124 amino acids. The record is from RefSeq and is a predicted model, not a curated record. Lineage: Eukaryota; Fungi; Basidiomycota; Agaricomycetes; Cantharellales; Ceratobasidiaceae.
AUGUCUGCCGCUGCCAAACCUAGUUCAAACCCGGUCCCGCCAGAGGAAGACGUCGAAUCGGAUGAUUACGAUAGCCAGGAGGACUCAGAGGGGGAAGCCGACAACGAGGCGGAGGAUGGGAGCGACGAGGAAGAGUACGGCACAGCACUUCUCAUAGCAGACCCAAACCAAAGCGCACAGGCCAACGAUGGCGAUGACGACAAUGACGACGACGACACGUGGGUCCCACCAGGCGCCGAACCCGAACAAGACAGCGAAGAAGAAGAUGACGACGACGACGAUCCCGCAUCCGCACAGGACAAAGACAAGGACAACAAAAAGCGCCCCAGGGAGAACGAUGCUCCCGAAACAGAUGGCAAAAAGGCUCGCACAUGA